Molecule: messenger RNA, 699 nt
Organism: Lactuca sativa (garden lettuce)
Lineage: Eukaryota; Viridiplantae; Streptophyta; Magnoliopsida; Asterales; Asteraceae
Product: protein METHYLENE BLUE SENSITIVITY 1
Source: RefSeq, a predicted model, not a curated record
UUAGACCAAGGUCCAAAGCAUCAAUUGUCGCCAUCCCUUCAAAUUAGGGUUCUUCACGUGUUUGUUUUUAAGGAUUCUCCAUUUAUUCCUUUUUUUCUUCAUCCUAAUCGUCGAUCGAAACCCUAACAUUUGUAGAACUAGAUAACGAUGACGGGAAAAGCAAAGCCAAAGAAGCACACAGCGAAGGAAAUCGCUGCGAAGGUGGACGCAGCGACGACCAACAGAGGCGGUGGAAAGGCCGGAGUUGCUGAUCGCACCGGCCAGGUGAAAGGCGGUCAUGCUAAGUAUGAGUGCCCUCACUGCAAGAUUACCGCACCUGAUGUUAAAACGAUGCAGGUUCAUCAUGAUGCUAAGCACCCUAAGAUUCCCUUUGAUGAAUCUAAAAUCAGCAACCUCCAUGCCAUCCUUGCACCUGUUGCUGAUACAUCGAAACCUCGCCCUGGUGUUCGUGGCAGCCUCAAGAAGAAUGAAAAGAUGCCUGAGAAGUGAAGGGGGCAAAGGUAUCAACAAGAAAUGGUGGGGGUAUGAUUUUUUAAUCAGCUUUUUGUUUGUGUGUUAUAAUAUGCUUUGUGGUUAAACGCCAAUAAUCUGCAAUGAUUGUGUAUAUAUACAAAAAAUAUCAAAUAUAGAAGAGGUAUCAGACAAAUUGGUAUGAACAUAAAAGCCAAGAACAUGAAAUAUGAAAGCUUGUUUUGAUUA